Molecule: messenger RNA, 834 nt
Organism: Exophiala bonariae
Lineage: Eukaryota; Fungi; Ascomycota; Eurotiomycetes; Chaetothyriales; Herpotrichiellaceae
Exons: 2
Coding region: 1-834 (277 amino acids)
Source: RefSeq, a predicted model, not a curated record
AUGGGACUUCGCGGCAAGCUCCGACAGACGUUCAGUUCGUCAUCCAAGAAAUCGGCCAGCACGUCGUCGGCGUCGUCGAAGAACAACAAGAACAACAAGAACACCAACAGCACAUCCAACACCCCAUCAAUAUACCCGAACGAGACACACUACACGGACCGCACCGACAUCGAGUACUACAAGCCGAACGAGAUCCCCAAGUCCAAGUACCGGGGGAAAGUGGACCCGGCGCACCAGGCGAGCCUGGGGGCAUUCUCACUGUCGGAUGCGUUUGCCGCGACGACGCGGCGCGCCAGCCUCGCGCUCAGCGGCACAUUCAGCCCCGGGGGAACCAAGAGCCAGAGCCGCGUCCCCAGCCGCGUGCCCAGUCGACGGCCGAGCAUGGCCGCCGCCGUGCCCGAGGCCGGCUCGAAUCUGAGGAUAGAGGAGAGGGCCGGCUCUGGUGGCAGCGAGGCGACACGUGAGAGAUCCGAGGACUCGAACAACACGUCGAGCAGCGCUGGUGCUUCUGCUUCGGCCGGUGACGGGCCAGGCAGUGAUACUGCGAGCACGUCCCUCUCAGGCCCGACAUCGACCACAGGCACGACAGCGCCGACCACGGCGGUUGCACUGACGCCCAUGACGACUCUGACAUCCCCAUCAAACCCGAAACUCGCGGGCGUCUCGAGUGACGGUGGUCUUGAUCUUGACGCCGAUGUCGCCCCGUCGACGCUCCUGUCAAAGCAGAUCACCGCCCACGAUACGCCUUUCACGGCCGAGGAGCUGGAGAUGGCCAUGACGCGCGCGACCUUCCGCGAUCGAGACGGCGUCCUGCAUGACGUGCAUGUGGCGUGA